This is a messenger RNA of Sebastes umbrosus (honeycomb rockfish), 1507 nucleotides long. It is a transcript of the gene alkbh1, whose product is annotated as alkB homolog 1, histone H2A dioxygenase. The transcript has 6 exons. Gene Ontology annotation, cellular component: cytoplasm; nucleus. NCBI's taxonomy places the organism in Eukaryota, Metazoa, Chordata, Actinopteri, Perciformes, Sebastidae. Bases 47 to 1198 code for a protein of 383 amino acids. The record is from RefSeq and is a predicted model, not a curated record. Gene Ontology annotation, molecular function: broad specificity oxidative DNA demethylase activity; oxidative RNA demethylase activity; ferrous iron binding. Gene Ontology annotation, biological process: oxidative RNA demethylation.
GUCUGCAAACCGCCAAUAAACACCAAAGAAGAAGAAGAAUGACGUCAUGGCCAAGAUGGCGGUCUCCUUGGUGGAGAGUGGAGAAGAUGCAUUUAGAAAGAUAUUUAAGUUUUACAAGAGAAGAAACCCUCCGCCGGAUUACAGCGAGGUCGUUGACUUCUCCAGAGGUGGACCGAGUGACAAGAUAGUUCCAGCUGUACUGGACCCUUGUGCAGUGAGUGAUGUGGAGGCUGCCAGCGUUGGAUUACAGCCCGUCAGAGACUGGAGAGCCUGCGGCCUGCAGGGCUACCCAGGGUUCAUCUUCAUCUCUAACCCGUUCCUGCUGGGCUCCCAGCCCUUCUGGGUCAGACAGUGUCUAAAGAACUACCCUCAGAAGCCCAAUGUCUGCAACCUGGACAUGCACAUGUCUCCCUCUGACACCCAGGACAUCUGGGGCAAGAGUGUUCAUGGCCUCAGCUGUCCUCCCUCUGGACAGAGACAACCAAAGACUCUCCUUGACAGGCUGCGCUGGGUCACUCUGGGAUAUCAUUACAACUGGGACACCAAGACUUACUCUGCCGACCGUUACACUCCUUUCCCAGCUGAUGUCCACUUGCUGUCCUCGCAUAUAACCGCUGCCUGCGGGUUCCCGGGGUUCAACGCAGAGGCUGGAAUCCUCAACUUCUACAAAUCAGAUUCAUCUCUGGGAAUCCAUGUGGAUGAAUCAGAACUAGAUCACAGCCGACCGCUGCUGUCAUUCAGUUUUGGGCAGUCAGCCAUCUUCCUCCUGGGAGGCCUCCACAGACAGGACCCCCCCACCGCUAUGUACAUGCACAGCGGAGACGUGAUGGUGAUGUCGGGACAGAGCCGCCUCCUUUACCACGCCGUCCCACGCAUCCUUUCAGCACCUCGGGGACACGGAGCUUUAGAGACAGACGGCUGCUGCCGCCCGGCCUCGUCCCUGCAGGACAGCACCGUGGUGGAGCUGGUGUCGGAGGAGGACUGGGCCGUGUGCUCCAGGUACAUCCAGAGCUCCAGAGUGAAUGUGACUGUCAGACAGGUGCUGGGGCCCGGGCAGAGCUUCCCACAAACACCUUCUUCUCACCAAAGGACUGCUGCAGACCAGACAGUGGGGUACCACGACAAAGCAGCAGACGGAGAGAGAGCGAAGAGGAAGAGGAGUGGUAGCUGUGACUCUGAUGAUACUGUAGAGACAUGACACAAGACCACCUGCCGGAACACUCACUUAACAAACUGUCUGUUUACGUCCUCACAUGCAGCCAGUGAAAUGAUGACUGAUGAGUCAGUCAAAUGUUUAACUGCUGAGGGUCAGACUGAAGGAAAACAGAGGCACGAGAUGGCCGUGGUCAAUCAGAGCAACAACAGGAAGAUACAAAGACACUUCGCCUAUCUAUUGAUUACAAAGACUAUAUGUUAUAUGAUACAGUUAUUACAUUUGGAAUUAUUGGACUAUUUAUGAAAACGGAUACUUUUGCACUGACAUUAAAGCUGAGUGUCUAAAUCCAAA